UGAGGGGCAGGGCUGGGGCUCUCAGGCUUGCGGGGUGGUGUCGGGCGGGGAGUCGGAAUGUUUGUGCUUUGGGGACCUUCGCUCUGUCUGGGGCUUGCCCCGGCAGAGAAAGAGUCGAGCCCACGGAACCGGCCCGGAGAGCCUGCGGGGACGUGGUUUUCCCGUCGGGCGGAGCCCGAGGCCGGGCGCGGAGAUUUCCUAUGGACCCUUAACCGGUGGCCCUCUCAGAACCAGUAGGAGGGAUAAGUGGUGUUUAAAAAUCCAAGUUCUGGUACUACUGCUGUUAGUUUAAGGAUUUGCUGAUUGUCCCUGUCGAUUCCUAGAGUGCUUCCAAGGGACAGGGGAGUGGAUAGUGUCUUUGAUUCCUUUUUCACUUCCUGAAUUUAGCGUCAGAGACCCAGAUGGCCAAACUUAUUGCUGGAUCACCCUGAGCUUCCUUUGCAUUUAGUAUGACACUGUAAUUUAUAAUAUAUCUACGUUUUUUAAGGCUUUGGUUCUUGGUGGCUUUAGAUAGGACUUUCAGGUUCCUCCUUAGGGUUCUCAUAGUGUAUUGUUUAGGAAGUUAAAGCUCAAACCACAGUGUAUUACAGUUGUUUAUGUGUCCUCUCUCGGUAGUUUAUGUGCCUGGCCUACAUUUUACUCAUUUUGGAUUUCUUCCUUGUCCAGAGACGACCACAGUGCCUACCGUGGAAGAGACUCAUAAAUAUUGGGGGAAAAAAAAAAAAAGAGUUAACAGUUGGUGCCUUGCUGUCUCCAGCACAGCUCAACCUAAGACUUGAGAGAAGUCUCUGAGCUGGAGCAGCCAGCCCCCUAACAUGGGGACUACAUGGGGAUGUGCACAGCAAGGGCUCCAAAGAUAUUUGAGUUCUACACAGCUUCCUUCUUGGCUUUUGUUUGAGCCCAGUUGGCCCUGGCUAGGGUCCAAGAACAGAUUGAUGGAUCAAGCUGUUCUGUCAACCCUGAGGUCUCAUGAGGGAGAAGAACCUUGAUCCCUGCCCCAUGGGAGGCCCAGACAUGAUGGAAACACACCCAGAGCCUGGCAAACCCUCGGAAACAGUUGGAGUGCAAUGUGGGCAGCUGAGCCUUGAGUGAACUUGGGCUGUAGAAAUGGAGAGGAGUCUAUCAGGAAAGACUCCUUGGUAGAAGGUGGCAGUGACAUGGCUGUGCCCCAGGCUUCUCCACCGGGGCACCUCCAUGAGCCUGCCAGUGCCUUGAUGGAUCUCCAGCCUUGCCCUCGAAGCUUGGCUGAGAGCUUCCUGGAGGAGGAGCUGCGGCUCAAUGCUGAACUGAGCCAGCUACAGUUCUCAGAGCCCGUGGGCAUCAUCUACAAUCCUGUGGAGUACGCGUGGGAACCACACCGCAGCUAUGUGACCCGAUACUGCCAGGGCUCCAAGGAAGUGCUCUUCCUGGGCAUGAACCCCGGACCCUUUGGCAUGGCCCAGACUGGGGUGCCCUUUGGGGAAGUGAGUAUAGUCCGGGACUGGUUGGGCAUUGGGGGACCUGUGUUGACCCCACCCCAAGAGCACCCGAAGCGACCAGUGCUGGGACUGGAGUGCCCUCAGUCAGAGGUGAGCGGUGCCCGGUUCUGGGGCUUUUUCCGGAACCUCUGUGGACAGCCCGAGGUCUUCUUCCGUCGCUGUUUCGUCCACAAUCUGUGUCCUUUGCUCUUCUUGACUCCCAGUGGGCGCAACCUCACGCCUGCUGAGCUACCUGCCAGGCAGCGAGAACAGCUUCUUGGGGCCUGUGACGCGGCCCUCUGCCGACAGGUGCAGCUUCUGGGGGUGCGGCUGGUGGUGGGCGUGGGGCGGCUGGCGGAGCAGCGGGCACGGCGGGCUCUGGCAGGCCUGAUGCCUGAAGUGCAGGUGGAGGGGCUCCUGCACCCCUCACCUCGGAGCCCCCAGGCCAACAGGGGAUGGGAGGCAGCAGCCACGGAGAGACUGAAUGAGCUGGGGCUGCUGCCGCUGCUAACAAAGUGAGGGCCCCUGUGGCCCAGCACAGGAGGUUUUCCAGGCCCCCAGGUCAUCCCAGGGCGAGCAGAGGACUGUGUGCCCCCUGGACUGGAGCCACAGGCUCCUUCUGGGUUCCCCGGUUGCUGGGACCUGCCGUGGCAGUUUUGACACUACACCCUGCAUCCUUCACCUUCUUUGAGCAUUGCCACUGCAGUAACCAG
Molecule: messenger RNA, 2170 nt
Organism: Lontra canadensis (Northern American river otter)
Lineage: Eukaryota; Metazoa; Chordata; Mammalia; Carnivora; Mustelidae
Gene: SMUG1
Product: single-strand-selective monofunctional uracil-DNA glycosylase 1
Exons: 5
Coding region: 1158-1976 (272 amino acids)
Biological process (GO): base-excision repair
Molecular function (GO): single-strand selective uracil DNA N-glycosylase activity; oxidized pyrimidine nucleobase lesion DNA N-glycosylase activity
Source: RefSeq, a predicted model, not a curated record